Pomacea canaliculata is the source of this 5278-nucleotide messenger RNA. RefSeq lists its product as uncharacterized. The record is from RefSeq and is a predicted model, not a curated record. Bases 144 to 2945 code for a protein of 933 amino acids. NCBI's taxonomy places the organism in Eukaryota, Metazoa, Mollusca, Gastropoda, Architaenioglossa, Ampullariidae. The transcript is spliced from 11 exons.
UGUUCAUUCUGAUAGCAAUUUCUCGACUACAUUAUCGUUUGUUCGGGUUUGUCAUGCCAUUAAAAAUCAGUUUUUAUCUAGAUUAAAAGUUACCUCUCUAUUCAGAAGAUUUCUUUGGUUAAGGGAAGACGUACUAUUCCGGCAUGGCGAUACGUUUAUCUUGUUUCCUUUCUAUCUCUGGUAGAAGAUUCUUCAGUUUUCUGUUGUAUCUCUUUAUUGUUGGUGUCAAAGCACAAGAUCGGAAGAUAACAUGCUCCAUUGAACCAGUGAAACUACACCAGGACACGGUCCUCACUUGCAAUUUCCCUGAGGACCUUAGUGUCACCCAAAAAGAAUUUACCGUCUACCAUUAUAAUAAAGGCCCUGAUUCAGAUUCUAAACUGGACUGCUGGUGGCUCAAAGGUUCUUUGCAUUGUACGAUUGGAUCAGACAUUGAGUUCAACGAGAUUGUCAGCAGGACUCUGAACCUAACCAUCAGAAACGUGACUUCGGAUCACACAGGCAGAUAUGCCUGUCAGGUGAACGGUUAUCAAGCCAGCGAUUUUCACACAUGCGACUUGAAACUAAAGAAUGGAAGCGACAGUUGCGACAUUACCUACGACAGAUCCGAACUUAAAGCAAGGCUGACCUGUUUUUCAAACAAAACCGACUCAUUGAUAGGAAGUAACAUCACUGUGUACAGGCAUGUUGGCAAAAAUAAAACAGGAAAGGAAGCAGGCCAUUCUUUGGAAAUUGGAUUAACAUUGGGAGUGCUGCUUUUGGCUGCAUUACUAACGGCGGGAAUCAUCAUGUUUGUGAGACAUAAACGAAACAAAUCAAUCCUGUGUUUUAUGGCUAAGCCCAAUACAGAACAAGCGGGUGAAGCAAGUCAAGAGAUGCUUGAACAUGAAGCCGUAGAGCGGACAAGUAACAACAAAGUGACAGAAGAGUUCAAAGAAUAUCUUUUAGACAAAGUGAAAAAAAUGUAUCCGAAAUAUCUCGAAUCUUUCUAUUUCGUGCCUCCAGUCUAUUUUAACAGAGGCCGAUACCAAAAACAGUGUCUGGAAGGUCACGAUGUGUACGUCCCUGACCCUCCUGACCCGAGUGACGUCAGACAUGACCAGGCCAUGCAGCGAGUGCUCCACUGUUUACGGCGCAUGGCGGAACAACAUGAGGAACAGAUGUUUGUCUUGACACAGUUCAAGUAUGAGGACUACUUGAACAGACCCAUUCGUCAAUACAAAAGAAACCAUUUGCCGAUGCCAUCAUCAUUGAAAGGAGUGGACAAGAGUGUCGGAUGUUUCGAUAUUCUCAUCGUGCAUCGACAUCAAGGGGUGUUGGUCUUGGUGGUCAAGGAAGCCGACCCACAGGAUGGUGAACAAGAUAAAGAGAUCUCUGCAAAACUUACAGAGGGCUUAAAACAGCUGAAAUUGGCAAAACGUAUGGUAAAACAUCUGUUACGAGAUCGGCCAAAAAUUCCAAAGAUUCAGCAAGCAGUGAUACUACCCAAUUGCAAUAGCGAGUCAUUAUCACAAGUCCUUGACAGAUCCACAAACCUUGAAAAGGAAAUUCGAGAAUAUCUCGAGCUGAAUGACUCGGAUGACCCCACUGUGCUGUUUCUGUGUGCCGAACAUCUGUCAGAACCAGAGAAACCUUGGGAUGUUUCUCUCGAUGUUGUUAAGAGUGUAGGAAACUGGUGGAACAAACUGAUGGGUGCCCCUCAUACUGACGAGGCUAUGACUGACGAUAUAUAUCAGAGUAUGAUAACCAGGUUUUGUGGGCCGGCAACUCGAUCUACCCUUCAGGCUACAGAUGGCUAUAAGCGCCUGGUACUUCCAAAGACGUUGGCAGAGGCCGUGUCUUUAACAGGAGACUUGUACAGACGCCAGGUGUUAUAUCCAGACAUGAUUAAACUGUUACAAGAGCCGAAAAUGUUUCUUGCUGGACCACGAAGUACUGGAAAAACAACAAUGCUUACAAUAACUGGCACGAAAUGGUUGAGAAGCGGGAAAAAUGUUUUUAUUGUAAAAGACUCUUCUUCGAAGGGCUGUUCCUUUUUUUCACAUAUCCAUGAGUCACUAGAGAAGAAACUUGUUAAAAACUUUACGUUUGGUAGAAGCAACGGUCACGUUAUUCACGCUGAUUGUGACUUUAGCUCAGAAGAAGGCAGAGACAACUGCAUCAAAGACAUUAUGAGCCAAACAACAGACACUAAACACCUCUGUGUCCUAAUUGAAGCGCAUCCUGAAGGAAAAAACGAAAAAGAGUUUUGUGAACAACUUAUUGACAAAGCUGAAGACAUUUGCUUGUGGAUUGUCAGUCAUGAUACUAAUGAUUGCCCAGUCAUGGGGAAAAGUCACAGCAAAACUUUGACCACAGCUCUAAACUGCCCACCUGCUGUAGUGAGAGAAGUGGGCCAAAAAAGCAACCUAGGAUACUCAAAUAAAUAUGAGUUUCCUCCCCCUACAGACGGUCCGCCAGUUAAACAUGUCUACCACAGUUUGGAGGACCAUCGCCAACAGUCAGACUGUUGUUGGACGUGCGGGAAUGAGGUGGGAAGAUUUCUCUCAGAAAUCUUUUCAGAACAAGAAUCUGUAGUCCCCCAGGAACCGAAGCAUCGCGUUAAAAGGAACCUGAUAACGCACACAACCAUGCAAACGUCUUCUCUUCGAUACAAAGAUGUUCUGAUUGUUUUCGAAUGCAGCUUCAAGGACGACGACAACUUCUUGAAUGCGUUAAGACACUCAAAUAUCCCAGUGCGGACUCUAGAAAACCAUGAAGCAUCCACUGACGACGACAAGACGGCUUAUGCUAUGAGUGUCACUGACAUGCAGGUGUACAGGCCCAAAAGGAAAAUAGUUGUGUACGUUGAAAUGGAUGAGCAGAUUGAUUAUUCAGAGUACAAAGAGAGAGCCUUAGCAAGCUGUACAUCGCAGCUCAUUCUAGUGCAUUGUAAGGAAACAUAGUUUUACCUUGUAUUCUGUUUUUAAAUGCAAAAAUGCGCGAUUUAAAACGGAAUGAUGAUGAUGAUGAUGAUGAUGAUGAUGAUGAUGAUGAUGAUGAUGAUGAUGAUGAUGAUGAUGAUGAUGAUGAUGAUGAUGAUGAUGAUGAAGGUGUCAGAAGAUGAGCGAAGAGGUACGGUGUAUAGAUAGAAAUGAGUUCAGAGAGGUACCAAGGACUAAUGUCGCAAAGGUAUUAAUUUAAUUUUACUCCUGUCCUAAAUGCGAAGGUGAUGUUUAAAGAGGCAUGUCCUGAAUAAGUAAUGUUCUGCAGGGACAUAGUUUGCUGCCAAAAAAUACAGACAGGUGUUCAGCGUAUAAGGUUGAUAUUCGUUUUUCGUUGGACUCUUAAGUAAUCAAAACAUUUUAGAAUCGCUGAAAAAACUCAAGUGAGGAUUCAAGUCGACAGAGGCCCUUUAAUAUUUAUUUCCAUUCAUGGCAGAAAGAAAUUACAUUACUCGUGCUAUUUAUGAUUAUUUAGGGGAGUACUGCAAGGGCACUGAAACUGUUAAAUAUAUUUAAUUAAUGUAUAUUUUUCUUUCUAACCAAUCAGCUAGUUUUAUAAUGUGAUACCAUUUGUCACGGCAUAACAAUUUUUUUUAAAACUUAAACAAAUAUAAAAAAAAACUCUCAAAGUAAUGCAACAGAGUAACGUGAUACCUGACUUAAGAAAAUAAAUUAUAGAUUUUAAUUAAUGUUUCCAGAACUCCAAACCAAAUAUGCAUAUCUCCGCCUUUAAUUCUGCGUUCUAUUAAGAAUGUAAAUGAAGCCAUAUGACGAAUUUGUUAUUGAUUAAGAAUGGAUGCUGUUUAAUUGAAAGCACAAAUUUAAAAAAAAGUAUAACAACUUCUUACAAGUGUCCCGUUCUCGCUUAUUCAAGUUGUUUAAACAGAAGUGUUCGUAUAUAAUAGACAACAGAUUAAAGUGUUAGCAAAAAAAUCAUUUGAAUUUGAAAUAACUCGGUAAGUUAAUCAAACGGGAAAUGCAAUACAGCUUUUAGAAUCGAGAAUUUUAAUACUCAUUUGAAAAUAUCAAGUAUUCUUAUGUACCUUUUAUUAGUCGUGCAUUGAGAGUCUUUUAUUUUUUUCUUUGUAUGUUAGUCACACAGCUUUUUUGUCCAUGAUAGGAAAAAAAUGUUUAACAGGUCUGCAUAUAUUUGUUCCUAGGCGAUUGUCUUAAACACGUUUGGCCUCUUUGUGAUUUGAAAUUUGUCAGAAAAGUGUUCCUCACUUUGUCCAGACAUGUUUUUGCACAAGACUUUGCUUUAUUGAGUUUAAUUAAGGAAUGGUAACGCUAUGUGGGAGUGACAUUCAUGCAGGCACUUGAAAUCAGUUGUAGCCUCAUCCGUCCUCCUGCUCAACCAUAGAUGACAUGUCAGUUGUGUGUGUGUGGGUGAGUGUGUCAAACUUUAGAUUUCUCUUAAAAAUGGCUUUAGAUGUGUGGUGCGCGUGUUUUUCUAUUUUGCUAGUAUUUACCAUCUGCUUCUUUUUCCAUUUAACUUACUACCGGGACUUACAACUCAAAAAAUGAGGGAGACACAAAGCAAGACGCCAUAGCUACUUUUCUGACAUGUGUAACUUUGUGCUUCUGUGUGUACAACGAACCGUGUGUAGUUGUGCUUGAAAAGAUUUUUUGUAGGUAUUAAACAUUAUACAGUCAUAAAACUAUUAUUACAAAAAAAAAUGUUUAAGUUGAACACACUACUAUCUCACAACCAAGCAAGCCAAAAAGCUGGUUAUUGGUAAUAAAUGUGUAGGGUGGUGUCUGAAUAACACAGGAAACAUUAUUAUCUUCUAUCAUUAUUAUUUGCUAAUUUAUAUCAUCUAGUGCAUCACCUGCAUCGUGUGCUAAAUCCCUGAUGUAAGUUUGCAAUUCUGUGCUCAGAGUACUGGAGGAAAAAACUAUUUUAAUUCAAAUGUGAUACUGGAUCCUGUAGCUGGUUUUCUAAUUGUUAAACUACUUUACAAAAACACAGAUUAAUAAAGAAAUAAAUGCUUUUACUUGUUUCACUCUGGUCCAAAAAAUAUGUUGCGUACCUGGAAUGACAGAAAAAUAUGAUAGUAUCGCAGUAAAUAUUCCCAUCAAACCUUGAUAAAGUGUGACAGCUUGUAAUGACUCACCAUAUCCUGGACAAAUUUGUAGGUCCUGACUUGUUUUUUACGCAAACCAUGAUUUCUUCAGUCUGUUAGAUGAUAUAUAUGCACGAUGAAUGGAACAUGUUCAUGUACAAAGUGGGAUGCAAUCCCAGACUCCCUUAAGCUAUUAUUGAAAUGUUGUUUCUGUCAUUCACUUCGUUCUAA